CCGGAAUCGACCCAACAAACGACGUUCAUUUCGCUCAAUUCGACGUCCUUUCUCUCCUUCCACCAGAAUCCCAUGCAUAGAAUAGCUCUCAGAAACUCUGCGCGUACUCGUGCGCUGGCCGCCUCUGCUAAGAGCUCUCGCGCCUAUGCUACCGCAAAACCUGCUGCUUCCGAGGUCUCCUCAAUCCUCGAGUCUCGCAUUGCAGGAACUUCCGUUGGCGGAAACGUUGAGGAGACUGGACGAGUUCUCAGUGUCGGUGACGGUAUUGGUCGUGUCUGGGGGCUCAAAAACGUCCAGGCCGAAGAGAUGGUGGAAUUCUCUUCUGGUGUCCGUGGCAUGUGUCUGAACUUGGAAGCCGACAACGUUGGUGUUUCUAUCUUCGGUAAUGACCGGCUCAUCAAAGAGGGCGACACGGUCAAGCGAACUGGUCAAAUCGUCGAUGUUCCUGUUGGUCCUGGUUUGCUUGGGCGUGUUGUUGACGCUCUCGGUGACCCUAUUGACGGCAAGGGUCCCAUUGAGGCCGCUGAGCGUCGUCGUGCUUCCCUGAAAGCACCUGGUAUUCUUCCUCGUCGUUCGGUCAACCAGCCUAUGAUGACUGGCCUCAAACCCAUUGAUGCAAUGGUUCCCAUUGGUCGUGGUCAGCGUGAAUUGAUCAUUGGUGAUCGUCAAACUGGAAAGACUGCAGUCGCUAUUGACACCAUCCUUAACCAGAAGAGGUGGAACGAUGGUAAGGACGAAGACAAGAAGCUUUACUGUGUGUACGUCGCUGUGGGCCAGAAACGUUCGACUGUUGCUCAGCUUGUCAAGACCCUUGAGGAGAAUGACGCCAUGAAGUACACGAUCAUUGUUGCUGCGACCGCCUCGGAAGCUGCUCCUCUGCAGUAUCUUGCUCCCUUCUCUGGAUGUGCUAUGGGUGAAUGGUUCCGUGAUAAUGGCAAACACGCUUUGAUCAUCUACGAUGACUUGUCUAAACAGGCCGUUGCUUACCGUCAAAUGUCAUUGUUGCUCCGUCGUCCUCCUGGUCGUGAGGCCUACCCUGGUGAUGUCUUCUACUUGCAUUCUCGUUUACUCGAACGUGCCGCCAAAAUGAGUGACAAAUUCGGUGGAGGAUCUCUCACUGCUCUCCCUAUCAUUGAGACCCAGGGUGGUGAUGUCUCUGCUUACAUUCCCACCAACGUCAUUUCCAUUACCGAUGGUCAAAUUUUCUUGGAGGCUGAGCUCUUCUUCCGUGGUGUCCGCCCUGCUAUCAACGUCGGUCUCUCUGUCUCUCGUGUUGGAUCUGCCGCCCAAACCAAAAUCAUGAAGAAGUUUGCUGGUUCUCUCAAGCUGUACCUUGCUCAAUACCGUGAAGUCGCUGCCUUCGCUCAGUUUGGUUCUGAUCUCGAUGCCUCAACUCGUUUCCUCCUCUCCCGUGGUGCCCGUUUGACUGAGCUCUUGAAGCAAGGCCAGUAUCAACCCCUCUCUACUGAGAUUCAGGUUCCCAUCAUCUACGCCGGUGUCAACGGUUUGCUUGACUCUAUCCCGGUUGACCAAAUUACCCGAUGGGAGGGAGAAUUCCGUUCCCACCUCACCUCUUCACAAGGUGCUCUCUUGGAGGAAAUUUCUGGUGGAAACAUCACCCCGGAGCUCGAAGGAAAAAUCAAGAAGGUCGUUGAAGAGCACGUCUCAUCUUUCACCUCUUAAAUUUAUUUUCGCCCUCGAUUAGAAUAAUAUCGUCUUGAGGAGAGUUGUGGCCUUAUGCGUUGAACAGUGCUUAAGAGUCCUUGCCCAUUCCAAAAUAAAUUUCUCUUUAUUAUCU
This is a messenger RNA of Lentinula edodes (shiitake mushroom), 1798 nucleotides long. RefSeq names its product P-loop containing nucleoside triphosphate hydrolase protein. Bases 73 to 1683 code for a protein of 536 amino acids. Gene Ontology annotation, molecular function: proton-transporting ATP synthase activity, rotational mechanism; ATP binding; ADP binding. Gene Ontology annotation, biological process: proton motive force-driven ATP synthesis; proton transmembrane transport. The transcript is spliced from 10 exons. NCBI's taxonomy places the organism in Eukaryota, Fungi, Basidiomycota, Agaricomycetes, Agaricales, Omphalotaceae. The record is from RefSeq and is a predicted model, not a curated record.